Molecule: messenger RNA, 2646 nt
Organism: Micropterus salmoides (largemouth bass)
Lineage: Eukaryota; Metazoa; Chordata; Actinopteri; Centrarchiformes; Centrarchidae
Product: mitochondrial glutamate carrier 1-like
Exons: 10
Coding region: 221-1225 (334 amino acids)
Biological process (GO): malate-aspartate shuttle; L-glutamate transmembrane transport; aspartate transmembrane transport
Molecular function (GO): L-aspartate transmembrane transporter activity; L-glutamate transmembrane transporter activity
Source: RefSeq, a predicted model, not a curated record
CUCUUUUCAUUGGCCAAGAAGUCAGGUCGGGAACAUCCGUUACUGCCGCAUGCUCUUUCCAUUCGUUCAUUGAGUCCUGCUGCUGUGGGGAGGAAGAGUCGGAAUCUGAACAUUGAUCCAUCUUCAUUUAAAGUGUCUCUUAGGGACUCUCCGCCUGCACUCCCUCUACGGCCGCCUCCUUUGUGCUGACCAACUUUUGCACUCCAGACAACCAAGAACCAUGGCCCAGCAACAACAGAUUAGCCUUCCAGCCAAACUGAUCAAUGGAGGGAUUGCAGGCAUAGUAGGAGUCACCUGUGUGUUUCCAAUCGACCUGGCCAAGACCCGCCUGCAGAACCAGCGCAGCGGGCAGCAACUCUACAAGAACAUGAUGGAUUGCCUAAUAAAGACAGUUAAAUCUGAAGGCUACUUUGGCAUGUACAGAGGUGCUGCAGUAAAUCUCACCCUGGUAACCCCAGAGAAAGCCAUCAAACUAGCUGCUAAUGACUUCUUCCGCCACCAGUUGAGCAAAGAUGGUGGCAGGUUGACAGUGGUCAAGGAGAUGUUGGCAGGAUGCUGUGCAGGAAUGUGCCAGGUCAUUGUCACCACACCCAUGGAGAUGCUCAAGAUCCAGCUGCAGGAUGCUGGCAGGCUAGUGGCCCAGCAGAGGGUGAUGCCUUGUGUAGCAACAACUCUGAAGAUGGGGGGGACCAGUGCUGUUCUUAGCCGUUCAUACAACACCAGCCCUGCGUCUCAAGUCAUGCGAGUGUCCGCCACACAGAUCACCAGAGAACUGCUGAGGACCAAAGGAGUCCCAGGAUUGUACAGGGGACUUGGAGCCACAUUGAUGAGGGACAUCCCGUUCUCCGUUGUGUACUUCCCUCUUUUUGCACAUCUGCACCAGCUCGGCCAGCGUUCACCUGAAGACCCAUCUGUGCCCUUCUAUUGGUCCUUCAUGUCUGGCUGCUUGGCUGGAUCCAUUGCUGCUGUGACUGUCAGCCCUUGUGACGUGGUCAAGACAAGGCUACAAUCCCUCAAAAAAGGAGCAAAUGAAGAAACCUACAACGGAGUGGUGGACUGUGUCAGAAAGAUCCUGAGAAAGGAGGGCCCCGGAGCUUUCCUCAAGGGGGCCAGUUGCAGGGCCCUGGUUAUUGCACCACUCUUUGGCAUUGCCCAGGUUGUGUACUUUGUAGGAGUUGGAGAGUUCCUGCUGGGGUACACCCCCUACAACAUCUACUCUGUAUAAACAAGAUGUUUCCUAGUCUUUGUGCCGCCUCAUUAAAUUACAGGCCGCUAUGCCCUGGGCAUAGCCAUGGACCCAGCACUGUGUACCUUCUUUAUUGUUGGAGGCUUUCAGAGCUAAAGGGACCAGAGAGAUUCCAUUUUAUUUUUAACAAAAAGUGGUUUCAAAAUAUGCCUUUAGCAUGACUAUCUCUUAAGGAGUUGAUAGUCCAACAAUGAUCGCCAUUUCACCUAGAUCUGACUUGACUGUGCCAGUGGCACCAAACCUUUUCUCCCUGUUUCCUUAGAUUCAGCCCCCAUCCCUAAAAGCACGCUGUAUCAAUUACCCUUCACUGUAAUCUGUAUAUGUCCCCUCCAAAUGCCCCAUCUUGGCAAGCACUAGGUGAUGGCUAUUACAUGUUGUUGAAAACCCUUACUGUGUCAGGGAGCAUCUACUAAAUAAUGAGAAAGGCAGACUUGAAAUUUUACUUGAAUAGCUUCAAUCCUGUUGAAAGGGUUAAAUGAACCUUGGCCAUCGAUGUUGCUCUCUUUCUAGUGUAUUUGUUUUUGAAGCGGAUGUCAUUUGGUAAAUAAGUUCUCUCACAAACUGAUUGUCACAUGUUCUUCUAAACAACCUGGUUGGGGAAAAUAUCUGGAAAACAGAAGUGGGUCAUGGCUUAUGAAUGACUGAAACAUUUGGACUGCAUGUCCACUGGGAUGCCAUACAGGGAUUCUGUGUUGCAUUACUUUCUGUUACAAGGAGUGAUUUCUGGUGCUUCUGAAUUGGUUGGGCCCUUGUCUACGCUGCUUAAUAGUUGGUAACAAGACGGUAGCUGUCCAUAGGUGCUUUCUGGGGUUUAUUUUUCAGAACAAUUGUGGUUGACUGUACAUCUUUCUGUGGCAGCUUACACAACUCUGUUUUAUGUAACGUACAAGUUUGAACUCCAGAGCUAAACGGCUCAAUAAUGCCUUCUGCAGUUGACUUUGUUGAACUGCUAAUGUGGUGAUGGACAUGUUGUUUGACGGUGGUAAACUAGACUGAUGAUGGACAAGAUUUAUUUAUGGCAUUUGCUGUGCUUUUGGGACCAUGUCUACUAAAAAAAAGUGCAACACGGUUUACAUAUAGCCACUUUCUCUAAGUUGACUAUGGUUGUCUAUGACUGGUCAGGUAUCUUGUCAGAGAUACAGGCGCCCACUUGAAUGUAUCAUGUUGGGGAUUUAGCAGAGCAGAGUGCGAUGUAGGGUUGUGCACUAAUUUCAUGGGUCAAACUACUGUAACAAUUUUAACAAUGUAAAUAUUUAUCAUGUAUUUUUAAAAAUGUUCUCAAAUGGCAAGUUAAACUCAAGCAUUUCAACCAGUUGAGAAAAUUAUUGAAAAUUCAUUUUAGAAUUAUUAAUGAAUAUAAAUACGGAUUUCCAAAUGCUGAAUAAAUAUGUUUAAAUGCA